Molecule: messenger RNA, 1104 nt
Organism: Amorphotheca resinae ATCC 22711
Lineage: Eukaryota; Fungi; Ascomycota; Leotiomycetes; Helotiales; Amorphothecaceae
Exons: 1
Cellular component (GO): membrane
Source: RefSeq, a predicted model, not a curated record
CGCUCGGCGAGGCUUCUGUGGGAGCGCAAUCAGGGAUUGCUUUUGGUUUCCAUCUCGCAGCUGUUUGGCGCCUUGAUGAAUGUCACGACUAGGCUGCUGGAGCUCGAGGGCGAAGGCAUGCAUCCGUUCCAGGUACUGUUUGCGAGGAUGCUGCUCACGUCCAUCUUCUGCUGUGCGUGGAUGUGGUGGAAGAAAGUUCCGGAUUUCCCAUUGGGGGCGAAGGGGGUUCGAGGGCUGCUGGUGGCCAGAGGUUUAACUGGGUUCUUUGGGAUCUGGGGCAUGUAUUAUUCGUUGCUGUACCUGCCAGUCGCGGAUGCAGUCGUGCUGACGUUCCUGGCCCCGUCCGUGGCGAGUUAUGGCUGCUAUUUGUUCCUCCGCGAGCCCUUCCCUCGAUCCGCUAGAUACGCCUCCCUUAUCUCGCUAUUGGGCGUCCUCCUGAUAGCCCGACCUACCUCGUUCUUCUCCUCGUCUACGCCCCCUACAACAGAGACGAGCACUUCGUCUUCGUAUGAUGGGGACUUUCCUACCCCCACACCUGGCCAGCGCCUUUCUGCUGUCGCGGUAGCCAUGCUGGGCGUGCUGGGCUCCGCAGGAGCAUAUACCUCCAUACGCUGGAUCGGCAACCGCACCCAUGCGCUGAUAUCUGUAAACUAUUUUGCCGUAUGGUGUACCAUCGUCUCCACGCUCGCUCUUACCCUCUCCCGACCCCUGCACAUUUCCUCACUGCACUUCGCCCUCCCCAACGGCGUACGCCAGUGGAGCAUGCUCAUCUUCCUCGGGAUCUGCGGCUUCGUCAUGCAGUUCCUGCUCACGAAGGGGCUGGCUGUCGGGGACCGCGGGGACGGGGCCAGAGCCACGAAUAUGAUUUACCUCAACAUGAUUUUUGCGCUGGCGUUGGAUAAGUUGAUUUUUGGGCAGAGUCCAGGGUGGUGGAGUUUGGCGGGCAGCGGGCUGAUUCUGGGAAGUGCGGUGUAUGUUGCUGUGCAGAAACAGCAAAGUGCUGCCUUAGAUGAAGAAGGAAGUGUUGCUGGAAGUGGGAUUGAAGAGGAAGAGAUAGGUAUGCUGAGUGAGAGAGGUCGAGGGGAAAAUAGGUCAGACGAGGAA